Anguilla rostrata (American eel) is the source of this 2951-nucleotide messenger RNA. It is a transcript of the gene nt5c1aa, whose product is annotated as 5'-nucleotidase, cytosolic IAa. Gene Ontology annotation, biological process: adenosine metabolic process; nucleotide metabolic process. The transcript is spliced from 7 exons. Gene Ontology annotation, cellular component: cytoplasm; cytosol. The coding region runs from base 419 to 1576 and encodes 385 amino acids. The record is from RefSeq and is a predicted model, not a curated record. Gene Ontology annotation, molecular function: 5'-nucleotidase activity; magnesium ion binding; nucleotide binding. Lineage: Eukaryota; Metazoa; Chordata; Actinopteri; Anguilliformes; Anguillidae.
UGGCUGCCUGAAAGAAAGGGGGAGAGAAAGACAGAGAGGGAGCGAGAGAGUGAGAGCCAGAGAGAGAAAGGCGGAGAGAGAGAGAGAGAGAGCAAGAGAAACAAAAAAACCUUGCACAGCGGCAGUAGGAAGCAGACUGCAGUGCUCCCGGCUGAGGGGAGCGCACGGCGAAUAGGAUCAGACGGAGGCUGAGCGUCUCCCCGCCCCCUCAUCGCUCCACGACGGCGUGAGUCCGUGCGGGAGUCGCAGAGAGCUGCAGAGGGCACAGCCCGGGCGCUCGGGGGCUGCGGGCAGUGCGUGAGGGAGGGCUGUGGGCAGUGCACGAGGGAGACCAGAGGGGGCGUUUGUCAGACGCGGCGUCGGGGAGGCGGACGGCGAACGAGUUCUCAGAUCCGGUUCAUGAAGAAGAGAAGGCGGGAUGAGUGUGGACCCUGGGCAGGACACGGGAGCCGCCGCUUCCACCGCCAACGCCACUAAUGGGGACAGCAAGGCCUCCUGGGAGGACCCUAAGGAUCUCUAUGAUCACAUGGGGCCCAUCAAGAAACCCAAACCGGGGAUGAUGCGACGGGCCAGGAAGGUGGAGGGAGGCAUUUUCUUUCCCAAUCCGGAGAAAGCUGUUACCAUCGCCGUAUCAACGCGGGUGCUCUUCCGCACGGAGACGGAACAGAAGAUUUACGAACAGAGGGGUAUUGAGGAGUACCUGAAGUACCAGGUGGAGCAUGAAAAUGAACCCUUUGCUCCUGGACCUGCCUUCCCUUUUGUCAAGGCCCUGGAGACAGUGAACGAGCAACUGCGGAUGCUGUACCCCGAAAGCGAGGAGCUCUUCGACAUCGUGCUGGUCACCUACAACCACGCCCAUGUUGGGGUGAGGCUAAUCAACACCAUCAAUUACCACAACCUUUUCAUUGAGCGCUUCUGCAUGACGGGAGGUAGCAGUCCGAUUGGGUACCUCAAGGCCUACCACACCAACCUGUACCUGUCCGCAGAUUCGGAGAAGGUCCGAGAAGCGCUGGAGGAAGGUAUUGCAGCUGCCACCAUGUUCAUGGCAGAGAAGCAGAUAGAGGUGUCAGAGACACAGCUGCGCGUGGCCUUCGAUGGUGACGCCGUGCUCUUCUCUGACGAGUCUGAGCGGAUCUUCAAAGCGCACGGCCUUGACAAGUUUUUUGAGCACGAGAAAGAAAAUGAAAACAUGCUUUUGGAUCACGGGCCACUGAAGGGGUUCCUGGAGUCGCUGGGGAAACUGCAGAAGAAGUUCUACGCCAAGGGCCAGCGGCUUAACUGCCCGAUCCGCACUUACCUGGUGACCGCCCGCAGUGCGGCCAGCUCGGGCAUCCGGGCCCUGAAAACGCUGCGAGCCUGGGGCCUGGAGACGGACGAAGCCCUGUUCCUGGCAGGGGCCCCCAAGGGCCCCAUGCUGGAGAAGAUCCGGCCCCACAUCUACUUUGAUGACCAGAUGUUCCACGUGAAGGGGGCGGCGGAGAUGGGCACGAUCGCUGCCCAUGUGCCCUACGGGAUUGCACAGAAGCACCAGCACUACAAAAACCCAGCUAACAAGGAGCCCAAAGCCAGCGAAUAGCACAAAUAAUAAACCACGCAGAAAGACUAAGAAUGGAAGAUGUCCACUUACCUUCGUUUGAAUGUUUUUUUUUUCUUCUUUUUUAUCAAGCACACUUUGUGGAGUGUGGAAGAAACACAGAUAUCUGUGCUCAACAUGUGAUGUCGCACCCUGAUACAAACUUCAUUUUACCAAGCAACAACAAAAAAGGCUUCAAACUGCUCCUUUUGGAAAUGAACUGCUCAAUAUUCCAAGUCUUUUUAAGACUUAUAUUGUGAUAAUCGCAUGAAACAUCUGUUCACUUGUGCUCUCCAAAUACCUCGACUUUUCAGUUAGGCUUUUGAAUCUUUUUUUGAUUGUUGCAUAUUCAUAUACUUGGGGUGUUUCGAUGAUCAGGUUUGCUGAAGCUACAGACAUAGUCACACAACUUUAAAGGUGCAGUGUGUAGAAUUUAGUGGCAUCUAGUGGAACGGACUUGGCACAAAUGAAAUAUAACAUUCAUAAGUAUGUUUUAAUUAGUGUAUGAUCCCAUGAAAAUAAAAAUCGUUGUAUUUUCGUUACCUUAGAAUGAGCCCUUUAUAUCUACAUAGGGAGCGGGUCCUCUUCCACAGAGGCCGCCAUGUUUCACCGCCAUGUUUCUACAUGUUUUGCUGGGUGGCGCGAAUGCACCGGUUGGAAGAUGAAGAAGAAGAAACAAGAGACUGAGUGGUCAUAUAUUGUCUUGGACAAUCCGUUUGUGAAAUAUACGUGCAUUUGUGAUGCCUGGGUACCUUAGCUGUGUGUAAUACCACACUUGUUGUGUACGGCGUUGUCGCCCUUUUUAGUACAGUCUGGCUUGAUUGACAAUCCAUUUAUUCAGUAGGAGGGAGUAUAAGCUCUCUAACGAUGUAUAACAUGUCUCAUUUUGCUUUUGGAAUAGCGUUUUAUUAGUCAGCGUAAUCGAAAGUUUUGUUAUCAUCGCAUUCACUUACGCUUUCACUCUGUGGUAGCAUUAAAAGACACUGCACCUCACAGGCCACCGUAGCUUCUCCUACGUCGUUGGAAAGGGGGGUAUUUAGUUGGUUGCAAUCUGCAACCUCACCGCUAGAUGCCACUAAAUCCUACACACUGUACCUUUAAAUAGUUAAAAUGUUUUGUUGUUGUGAAUUAUCAAUAUAAAAAGCAUCAUGAAAAGAUGGUAGAAACAGAGGGAUAGAAGACAUUAAAACACUUAAACACUGUGCAAUAGAGGAAAAUAUAUUUAACUUAGUUUUAUUUGUUUUAUCCGAUGUUAUGAGAUUUUUAAAAAAUGUUAUUUAAAAUAGUUUCAUGUAAUGUUCAGUAUUAUAGAUGUAUUAUAUGCAGGGGAGCUUCUGUUAUUGCACAUGAACAGAAACCUUUAACCAGAAAAAAAUAA